This is a messenger RNA of Amyelois transitella, 2315 nucleotides long. RefSeq lists its product as uncharacterized. Gene Ontology annotation, cellular component: membrane. The record is from RefSeq and is a predicted model, not a curated record. The transcript has 14 exons. Gene Ontology annotation, molecular function: phosphatidylinositol bisphosphate binding. Lineage: Eukaryota; Metazoa; Arthropoda; Insecta; Lepidoptera; Pyralidae. Bases 218 to 2080 code for a protein of 620 amino acids.
UUUCGCAUUUAUAAUAUUAGUAGGAUUUAAUCACUUAUCAAUUACCGAGUUCCACGCCAUUUUUACAAGCUAGACUGGAUUAGUAGGUAGAUAGCUAAUCGAUAGCCGAUAACAAAUACAAAGAUGUGUAUAUUAUUAUUUGUACAAUAAUAACCCUGGGCAAUAGUAAGAUAGUGGACGUACGUGUUAGUGCCUACGUGGAAUAAAUUAUUUGAAAAUGUCUAUACGAGCUCUAAGUCCUGAGUUAGCUGAGAAGGCGCGAGUUGAGUUAAAUGAAGACCCAAAGAAAGUAAAAGACGAUAUACAGCAUCUUAAAGACUGGUUGGCGAAACAACCCCACUUAAGGGCAAGAACAGAUGACCAAUGGCUGCUGGUAUUUCUUCGAGGAAGUAAGUUUAGUUUGGAGCGUGCGAAACAAAAGAUAGACCUCUACUAUACCUUCCGAACAGCAGCGCCCGAGUUUUUUGCCAUCAAACAUACAAAUCCGAAAUUUCAUGAGAUUUUAAACAUAGGGGCCAUGGUAUUGAUACCUAAGACGUGGGGCCCCGCUACUCCAGUCAUCUCUAUCGUCAGGCCUGGAAGGUUCGACCCAAAUAAAUAUAAUAUGUUGGACAUGAUGGCCAUAUCGACAGCCAUACAAAAGAUCCUUUUUUACGAGAAUGACAACGCAUCUGUCGCCGGUGUCCGAGGCAUCAUGGACAUGGAAGGUACAACCAUGGCACAUUUCAUGCAGAUGACCCCAACGAUGAUGAAGAAAAUGGCGGUUUUCUCACAGGAUGCAGCUCCGCUUCGUAUGAAAGGGUUCCAUUACAUAAAUACACCACCUGGGUUUGAAACUAUUUUUAAUCUCAUGAAAGGAUUUUUGAACGAGAAAAAUAAAAGCAGGUUGUUUGUACAUAACAAGAAUUACGAUGAAAUGUACAAAGAAAUCCCCAAAGAGAUAUUGCCAGCGGAAUAUGGCGGAAAUAGCGGAACUAUGGCGGAGAUCACAGAAUAUUGGAAAAAUAAAGUGAAAGAGUAUAGUGCUUGGUUAGAUGAGGAAGAAUAUUUCGGCGUGGACGAGUCCAAACGACCGGGCAAACCCAAGACCGCUGAGGAAUUGUUUGGUGUAGAAGGUUCUUUUAAACAACUAGAAUUCAUCAUAUUUAAGACGAUGUCAGUUCGUCCCCUGCCCCCUGAAUUAGAGGAGAAGGCUCGCGAGGAGCUGAACGAGGAUCCAAAGAGACUGGAGGCUGGUAUUCAACAUUUGAAGGAAUGGAUAUCGAAGCAGCCACAUUUGAGAGCCAGAACAGAUGAUCAAUGGUUAGCGGCAUUUCUAAGAGGAUGCAAACAUAGCUUGGAGCUGGCGAAGGAAAAAAUAGACCUUUACUAUUCUUUGCGAAGCACUGCACCAGAUUUGUUCAGCUUGAAACCAAACGAUUCAAAAUUUAUGGAGCUACUUCAAUCUGGCGUAGCGCUAGUCCUCCCCAAAGUGCUGAAACCCACGGACCCGAGAGUGAUUCUCAUCAGGGCGAGCGAGUACGACCCCAACAAAUUCGUGGUUUCAGAGCUACUGGCACUGACCCUUGUGAUGCAACAGAUUUUGUAUUUAGAAGACGAUUCAUUUUUGGUUUCCGGUGUUAUAAACAUAGUGGAUAUGCAGGGAGCGACAGUGGCUCACUUCCUACAAAUGACACCUACCAUGAUGAAGAAAAUGCUGGUCACUGGCCAGGAUGCAUCACCAGCUCGACUAAAAAGUGCACAUUACUUGAGCACGCCCCCUGGCUUUGAAUCAGUGUUGUGUAUUGGAAAACGAAUUAUGAGUGAGAAAUUUAAGAGUAGAUUGUACGUGCAUAAUAAAGGUUUGGAUGAUUUGUACAAAUUCGUUCCUAAAGAAAUAUUACCGGCAGAGUACGGUGGAAGCGGCGGCACAAUCAGGGACAUUAUAGAUUAUUGGGUGAAAAAGAUAAAAGAAUAUGAUGAAUGGUUUAAUGAUGAUCAAAUGUAUGGAACUGAUGAAAAUAUGCGAGCUGGCAGUCCCAAAACUCCGGAAAGCAUGUUUGGAUUAGAUGGCUCCUUCAGACAAUUGGACUUUGAUUAAUUUGAAAGACGAGAUUUGAAAGACAUAUUUAUUUAUUUGUGUUCUCUUAUCAACGUUCAUGUCUUAGCACUAAAAAAGGUCAACAAAGAUAUAACACAUUCUUAAUAAUUUUUGCCCGGGGCUUCGUUCCCGUAUCGUCAGCCACGCGUCCUCAUAACUUUUGUCCCAACUGAUAUGUCACCUUUUCCUUUUACAUAUGUGCAAAAAAGUCUAAAAGCUUCGGAUAUUUUUCGAU